AGAGUUGGCAGCGACGCCGCGGCCCCGCGUCGUCGUGGGCUGGAUCUCUGUUCGGUAACUCCUCCCAGCCACGUGCACAUAUCGAGUCUACUCGAAUGUAAACACAGUCAUAUACUAGCCCCAGAACUGUCACAACUCACACAACAUAACCGGCAACUCGUGCUUGUUUUCCGUGUGCACAACAUACGCUAUACCGUUUCAACAUGAGUUUUCUUCAAGUAUUACCCCCGACGAAAAAACCUUCCUCGGUGUUGUAUACUUAUAUUAAAAAAAACCGAUACACAACGAAAAUAAUAGUUAUUUUCUCCGAUGCCAAGAAAGCCGAAUAUUUCAACGAGCUCAUGCGUUAUUUCUUCAUCAACUCUGUUACCAUCCAUGAAAUGCAAGAUCAUGAGACUUUAAAGAAGAGUAGGGAACACAUUCGUACUCAAGGAGCUGGGAUUGUGUUUACUACUAAUACAAUUAUGAAUAAUAACGUAGCUGAAGAUAGAUUAUUCAAGAAAGAUUACACCAUCAUGCAGUACGACCCUCCAACUAAUUUAGAGUUAUUUCUGAGAUUGUUCAACAAGUGUCAAGGUGGAAAAAAUUCUCUUAUAUUAUUCUUACGUAAAGAAGAAAAAGAAUUUUUUCAAAAGUUGAAAGAAACAAAUAUAAUGAUUAAAAGAGUAUCUUUUAAUAAAAGUCUACUUGAAGAUAUACCAUCACACGUAUCAAAACUGGUCUACGAUGGCAUGCCCAGCCCAAAAACAUAUAAAACUACCACACGACCAUAUGGAAUGUAUCAAAAAGAAAUUUUUAAUAUUGACUCAUUAAGUUUCGUAGAUGAAUCAAGAGAUCUUAGUACAAAACCAGUUGUUUCUGUGCCCAUGCAAGAUGCACCACAGAAAAUGAUACAAUUGAAUAUGAUUAUGACUUUUCAAAAAGAACAAGAAAAAAUGGAAGAGGAAAGUUUGGCAAAUGAACGUAAGAGAUGCCACAGCACAGAUGAUGUUUUAAAAGCUAAACCAUCUUGUGAGAGUGUGCUGGAUAGUAAGCGUACCCGACUCGAAGCUUUGUGAAAGCAAUACUUUCUAAUUACAAUUUAUGAAUCAACUCUGACAAAAUCGUGAAUAACCAAACAAACACCUUACGACUAUAGCUUAUUAUACGACUAUGCAAAACUUGUCAAAAGUAUAGUGCAAAACUACAUAUUGAGUCUUCAUGCAUGGAUGUACCAUAAUAUACCUUUAUAUACCAUGUAUACCAUAGAAUCAACUGACAGUGCAUAAAAUAAUAGCAUGUGUAAAUAUAAUUAGAUAUAAUUUUUCAUUGAUCUCAUUGAGUGUUGAGUACUCAAAUAAAUGAUAAAAAGUACGUA
This is a messenger RNA of Trichogramma pretiosum, 1357 nucleotides long. Its product is annotated as ATP-dependent RNA helicase has-1-like. Bases 204 to 1058 code for a protein of 284 amino acids. The record is from RefSeq and is a predicted model, not a curated record. The transcript has 4 exons. NCBI's taxonomy places the organism in Eukaryota, Metazoa, Arthropoda, Insecta, Hymenoptera, Trichogrammatidae.